AAUAAUAAAUGGAAUGAGACUGAGAAUAAUACCGGAAACUCCUUUAAAAUAUAAAGAACUAAUGGAACAAUGUUGGGAUGCUGACCCAACAAAAAGACCUGAUAUCGAUACUCUUUAUGAUGAAAUGGAAUCUUUAUAUAGAUCAUAUCUCAAUAAUGAAAAUGAUGAACAACAGACAAAUACAAGCAUAGAUAACUUUCAAUUAAAUACAAAUAUUAAUAUUAGUUCUACCAAUUCUAUUAACUCCUUUUUUAGAAAUUCAAGCAGUAGAGUUUAUUAUUUUAAGGAUUUGCCUGAACCAAGAAAUGCAACAAAAGAAGAACAAGAAGCUCAUCAUAGUAUACAAUUUGACUUUGAUUUACAAGAUGGCAUGAUUACAGUAAAAGAAAAAUUUAAUAAAAGAAGUUACUUUAAUGAAGGACAAGAUGAUUUGACUAUUAACCCUAAGAAAGUAAGGUUGAAUAAUAGUAAUUAUAAAGAUGAUGAUAAAAUAUAUAAUCCCAAUUUUCAUUUAGAAGAACAAGAUGAAUUAAAAGUUUCUG
Molecule: messenger RNA, 542 nt
Organism: Rhizophagus irregularis DAOM 181602=DAOM 197198
Lineage: Eukaryota; Fungi; Glomeromycota; Glomeromycetes; Glomerales; Glomeraceae
Source: RefSeq, a predicted model, not a curated record